Messenger RNA from Anopheles coustani, 1605 nucleotides. RefSeq lists its product as uncharacterized. The record is from RefSeq and is a predicted model, not a curated record. The coding region runs from base 91 to 990 and encodes 299 amino acids. Lineage: Eukaryota; Metazoa; Arthropoda; Insecta; Diptera; Culicidae. The transcript is spliced from 6 exons.
CGUCCCGGCAACAGUGAAACGGUGGCAGGCUCGUGACGGCAUGAGAUUCGGCGCCAGACGCGCUUCUUCCAACUGGAUACUACGAAAACGAUGCAUAAGAUGUGGUGUUGGCUAGCAGUGUUGCACCUGUUCGUCCUUUAUGAUUUCGUCCUCUGUAUCACGCUGACCGAGGUGCGCGUCCCGAAGCACACGAUUCGGGGCCACGCCGUCAAGCUUGAGUGCCACUACGAUAUGGAGGGGGAGGCCCUGUACUCGGUGAAGUGGUACAAGGACGGACGCGAGUUCUAUCGUUACGUGCCAAGAGAUGAUCCUCCGGGAAGCUUUUUCCCCCAACCGGGCAUAGCCAUAGAUUUAGCCAAUGCUACAAGCGAACAGGUGAUCCUAGAUCCUUUAGAUUUAUCCUCAAGCGGGAAGUACCGUUGCGAAGUGUCCGCUGAAGCUCCCUCCUUCCAGACGGUCUCGGAUCACGGCGAGAUGAUGGUUGUAGUUCUCCCAGACCAAGAUCCGUACAUAACGGGCGGAAAGCCGCGUUAUCAAAUCGGUGAUCCGGUUCGCGUGAAUUGCACUUCGGGCCGCUCGAAGCCAGCGGUCCACCUGACCUGGUACAUCAAUGGCGACCCGGCCGACAAAAGCCUCCUGAAGCACUACGAGCCACGCAUCUCGGGCGUCGACCGUCUGGAAACGUCCAUCCUCGGACUGGAGUUCCGCGUCAAACCAAAGCAUUUCAAACACGGUGACAUGAAGUUGAAGUGCCUCGCCACCAUCUCGACCGUGUACUGGAAGAGCAAUGAGGAGAGCGUCGAGGGCGAGAAGCUCCAAAAGGCGCCGACACUGGAGUCGCGAAGGGCCGUUUCCGCCGACUCACGAGCAGACCGCGUCCAGGCCGCCUCGAACAGCGGCCAGGCGAGGAAACCUGGCGUCCCACUGUCGGCAUCGAAAUUAGCAAUUUAUGUUUUCAUUUUGUUGGCAAGUUAUCGUUACACCAGUUAAAGGUAAGCAUGAGCUAGGCGGUGGUGCAGACAGGGCCACAACACGAGGCGGCACGGAGCGGGGAAACGUGCAAAACGCGACUCUCAGCAGUUCAACUUCUUUCUACUUCGUCCUUGUUUGUCAAUUAUCCUGGAGCGGGAAUGUUUUAAGAGUGUUGCCAAAGAAAUUCUGAAUGUUCGUGCGUGUAUGUGUGUGCAUGUUGUGUGCGUAUGAAAGGGAGAGAAAGAGAGAGUGAAAGCUGGAGAACCAGCGAGGCAUCGAGACGAAUGACGCUCUUUAAAACAUAUCAGUAAAAAUCAAUGUCAAAUAUUCAUCAUAUCAAAAUGCACAGCUGAAGUCAUUUUCUUGGAGCUAUGGUUAUUCGGACGAAUAAGAUAAUGCAGAAGACGAAACGACACAGAAGGAAUUUGUAAGAGCGGACAAACUACACAGAGUGUACAUAUUUCAUAGUUUUAAAAUCGAACAAACCACUUUCAAAUAUUGCCACAACUCCCACGAGCCCCCAAAAGAAGAAGAUCAUUUUCCAGUAUCGAAACAAGAGCGUUGGGAAGCGAGACCUUCUUCCAUCCGUUGCACGCAAAAGAGAAGUGAUGAAUAAAGUAUAAAAUUGUUUCA